Messenger RNA from Drosophila guanche, 644 nucleotides. Its product is annotated as extensin-1. The transcript has 2 exons. Bases 1 to 639 code for a protein of 212 amino acids. The record is from RefSeq and is a predicted model, not a curated record. Lineage: Eukaryota; Metazoa; Arthropoda; Insecta; Diptera; Drosophilidae.
AUGGUGAAUAUUAGUGUUCUAUUUGGUGGCCUGGUCCUCGUCUGCCUUGGAUCUGCACCUGCGUCUGGCAGCUUUUUCCAUGGUCCACCACAACCUCAAGCCGUGGGAGUUCCUGUGGGUGUUCCAUUUCCAGUGCCCGUUCCCGUGCCCUCUCCAGUUCCUGUGCCUGUUGCCGCUCCUGUGGCUGUGCCUGCUCCUGUGGCCGUCUCGGAUACCGUUACCAUUCCCGCUGCCUACGGCUAUUCCACUGAGUAUUCAUCCGCAUUCCAUCAUUCGCCUCCGCCUGUCGCGCACUUCAAGUACGCCGCUGCCUACGCGGCCCCAGCCCCUUCCAUCAAGUACUCCCUGGGGGCUCCAGUUACCACCACAACCACAACAUAUUCAGGAUUUGCAGCACCUCCACCUCCACUGCAAUAUGCCGCACAUCCAGUUGGAGCCUCCCAUUAUGCUGCUCCCCCUCCGUCGCAGUUCUACUCCAGAUUUGCACCACCCCCCGGCUACCAGCUGGCAGCCGCAUGGUCACCAGCAUUCCCUGGCAGAUACAAACUCCACUUUGGAGCGCCUCCUCCAUCGCCAGCCGCCGUCUACGGAGCUGCCCCGCCGCCACAACUCUCCUACUCCGCCACUCAGGGCUGGUAGGCUAU